Messenger RNA from Cariama cristata (Red-legged seriema), 1707 nucleotides. RefSeq lists its product as uncharacterized. Lineage: Eukaryota; Metazoa; Chordata; Aves; Cariamiformes; Cariamidae. The record is from RefSeq and is a predicted model, not a curated record.
AUGAGGAAUAAACAAGAAGAGCUAGAAGCUUUGGCCCAGUCCCAGAACUAUGGCAUCAUCAGCCAUAAGCAAAAUCUGACAUUGACUGGGAAUAUCAUACAUUUUGACUUCCCAGACAUUGACUGGGAAUAUCAUACAGUAGACAUAAACAGGUCCAGGAAAUUUCUGCAGCACAUUGAAGAUAACUUCUUGGUGCAGGCAACAUGGGAGGACUACAGAGAUGCUAUUUGCCAGUGUAGGGAGAAAAUUCGUGUGGCCAAAGCUCAACUAGAGUUCAAGCUGGCCGGCACUGUGAAGGACAACAAAAAAAGUUUUUUAAAACAUGUUAAUAGCAAAAGAAGGAUCAGAGAUGACAUUGGUCCGUUGCUUGACGAGGUCAGUCACCUCACAAAUAGGGACAUAGACAAAAGAGACAUGUUUAAUGCCUUCUUCACCUCUGUCUUUAAUACUGAUGAUAGCCCUGAGACCUGGAGGCCUGUGUUGGAAGACUGUGGCUGGAGGGACGAUAAGCUCACAACCGACUCUGAACUUGUUCAAGACUUGCUGCUCCAGCUGGAUGCACAUAAGUCUAUAGGGCCUGAUGAGAUUCAUUCCAGGGUACUGAAAGAGCUGGUUGAUGUCAUCGCAGGACCUCUCAUUAUUUUUCAAUGGUCUUGGGAAUCUGCAGAGGUUCGAGUUGACUGGAAGCUGGCAAAUGUUGCCCCAGUUUUGAAGCAGGGUAAGGAGGAACACUCUGGUAAUUACAGGCCCGUCAGUCUCACUUCAGUGCCUGGUAAAAUUAUGGAGAAGGUUAUUCUGGGAGUUACUGAGAACGCCUUGACAGUCAAUGCAUUCACUGGUCAUAGCCAGAACAUGUUCAUGAGGGGUAAGUCCUGCUUAACCAACUUAAUUACCUUUUAUGACAUUGUCACCGAUCUAGUUGACCAAGGGAAGCCAGUAGAUGUGGUGGUUUCGGAUUUUAACAAAGCUUUUGAUACUGUCUCUCACAGUAUCCUUCUGGACAAAAGGUCCAGCAUAGAACUAGACAAGUCCAUAAUAGGUUUGGUGAGCAAUUGGCUGACGGAUCAGGUUCAAAGAGUUACAGUAAAUGGGGUUACAUCCAGCUGGUUGCCAGUUACCAGUGCGGUUCUCCCGAGUUCAAUUUUAGGACCAGUGCUCUUUAAUGUUUUUAUAAAUGAUCUGGACAUAGGAAUUGAAUGUACAUUAAGUAAGUUUGCUGAUGAUACUAAACUAGGAGGAGCUGUGGACUCCCUUGAAGCCAGAGAGGCCUUACUGAGAGAUCUGGAUAGACUAGAGAGCUGGACAAUUACCAACCAUAUUAAAUUUAAAAAGAGCAAGUGCUGGAUUGUCCACCUAGGAUGGGAUAAUCCUGCUUAUACAUACCAACUGGGCAACAAGAGGCUGGAGAGUAGCCCCAUGGAGAGAGAUCUGUGGGUUUGGGUUGAUGGCAAGUUGAAUAUGAGUCAAGAGUGUGCCUUGGCAGCCAAAAGGGCCAACUGUGUCCUGGAGUUCAUCAAGCACAGCAUAGCUAGCCUGUUGAGGGAGGUGACUGUCCCACUCUACACUGCACUGGUGCAGUCCCACCUCGAGGACUGUGUGAAGCUUUGGGCACCUCAAUAUAAGAAGGACAUCAGACUAUUAGAGUAUGUCCAGAGGAGGGCAACAAAGAUGGUGAGAGGUCUCGAGGGACAUACUUAUGAGGAGUAG